UCUGUUUAAGGUGAAUUCCUCAAGUUUCUUGUGAACAUGCAACAGGCGAAGCGUGUCCUUGACAUUGGUAUGUUUACCGGAUACAGCGCCCUGGCAAUGGCGGAAGCGUUGCCCCCAGACGGGAUGGUGGUCACCUGCGACGUUGAGCACUACCUUGAGAAAAUCAGUCGGAAGGAGUUCGACAAAUCUCCUCACGGAAAUAAGAUUGACAUUAGAAUAGGUAACGCCAACGAUACGAUGCUGAAUAUGGCGAAGGAAGGACAAACAUUUGACUUCAUCUUCGUGGACGCAGAUAAAGACAACUACGUAACGUAUUACAAUACCAUCAUGGAUCACGAUCUUCUUGCGGCUCACGGGACGAUCGCCUUCGACAACGCUCUUCUUAGUGGCCUUACAUAUCUUGAUACUGACGUCCCUGUUGAUGCCCUGAACAGGCUCGUGGGGAAUGACUCGAGGGUCAGAAGGGUACUGUUACCAGUGCGAGAUGGCAUACUGCUGGUACGCCGAGUGAAGGAUGUGACGGGACCACACUAAGACCAAAGGCUCCUUUCACGAAGCAACCUUUACUAAGGUUAACCUUAACUCCCAUUCUUAACAUUGCACUAAGGUUACCUUAGUGACUUAUGAUCAUCUUAGUGCUUUGUGGACAACUUGCUGCUUCUGUUUGAAAGUCACAACGUAACACAAUUCCAUCCCGAAAUUCCUCCAUUUUUGUCAACAACGAAAGGACCGGAAACUCUACUUUACACUCUGUAGAUGCACUCGGUAGUUUUACAAUCAUCAC
Molecule: messenger RNA, 784 nt
Organism: Haliotis rubra (blacklip abalone)
Lineage: Eukaryota; Metazoa; Mollusca; Gastropoda; Lepetellida; Haliotidae
Product: caffeoyl-CoA O-methyltransferase-like
Exons: 4
Coding region: 37-534 (165 amino acids)
Molecular function (GO): S-adenosylmethionine-dependent methyltransferase activity; O-methyltransferase activity
Source: RefSeq, a predicted model, not a curated record